UCUCAAUUCCGACUGUAUCUGAGCCUCUCGAGUGGAUUGCGUCUGAGGCCGAGCCUCUGAGAGGCUGAGGCUAGCCGUUGAACGAGACCAUGAUAUGCAGAGCUGUGGGUAAGGCCCUCGAUCUUCAUCCUGCCUGUCUUGGGGACUGGGUGGCCUCGCAGGAUGCAGCAUGCGGCGAUGGAGUCGGACCAACAAUCCCUUAUGCUGAAACAUCCCGAGUCAGAUCCUUUUGGCGAGGUCUUCCUUUGUAGCCUUGUUGCAUCCCCUCUGCUGUUGAUACUAACCCAAGAAUAUCCACGUUGUCUUUCCACCUCGCCACGUUGUUUUUGGAUCGUCUAAGGAGCACUCAAUUGCGUUUGCAGUCUCCUUUGUCUUCCUGCGUAUGCGACAACGUCCGUCUUACCAGGCAUCAACUCGAACCAUCGAUCCCUAGAGUCAACUCGCUCGGUCGAUCUGUCGAAGGUCUUUGACCAUGGGGAUAUCCCGGCUGGCAUACUUGGCAACUCUGCUCGCCGCCUUGACCUACGCCUCUCCCCUUGUAAAACGAGCCGAAGACGUGGUCCAAGGCGCACUAGGGACAGAUGGAUACUGGAAUGACUAUGAUGGCGGGUCAAACCACUACACCGAAUAUGAAGGCAAUGGUUCGGUGACGGCAGGGUGGCCCAAUCAACUGACGUGGGUGUCCUUCAAUGAUCUAUGGGUUUCCAAUCAACAUACAAUCAGCCGGAGUUGCGACCAGCUGUAUGGGGUGCCAAAUAAUUCAGAGCAAGAGACACAAGAUUUGUACAAUUCAAUAAAACAGAUCGCCCAUCAAACCAGGGUAGAUCACCGCUUUAUUCUGGCUGCCAUUCUACAAGAAACCAAAGGCUGUGUUCGAGCAAAGACCAGCGUUUCGCCGGAUGGAAUCAAGAAUCCGGGUUUACUUCAAUCGUUCAAAGGAACGCAUUCCUGCAAUGAUGGGAAAGUACUCAAUCCAUGUCCAACGGAUCAGAUUUUGGGUAUGAUUGCAGAUGGGGUUGGCGGCACGGAUGCUGGACAUGGGUUUGCUGCCGAUAUCAAUGCCCAAGCCGACGUCGAAGGAAUCGAAUAUGCUGAGGCGUAUUACCGAGCCGCUCGGCUAUACAACUCCGGUGCCAUUGAUUCAUCCGGAGACUUGGGCAAAGGAUCUGCAACACACUGCUAUGCCAGUGAUAUCGCGAAUAUUCUCGUUGGGUGGACGGAUAGCCAGUCAACUUGCACGUUGGACGACGAUUAGAAGGCACAACGGACUCCAAAGGCAUGAGACUCUGCUGGCUCAUAAUUUCUGGUCGAGUGAUGCUCGCUUGCAUGGCGCUGGGAGUCAUUGGGAAAAGCAGCCUUUUGGAAAGGACGUGGAAAUAUACCAGGCCCCUACAGUAUAGAGGAAUCAAAGUGCACGCCAGCAUGGUUCCGAAUACCAGUAAUCUUUUGAUAUCAUGCUUCGGAAGCCCCACCUGGAAUUUAU
This is a messenger RNA of Exophiala xenobiotica, 1483 nucleotides long. RefSeq lists its product as uncharacterized. Lineage: Eukaryota; Fungi; Ascomycota; Eurotiomycetes; Chaetothyriales; Herpotrichiellaceae. The transcript has 4 exons. The coding region runs from base 473 to 1255 and encodes 260 amino acids. The record is from RefSeq and is a predicted model, not a curated record.